Molecule: messenger RNA, 631 nt
Organism: Anoplophora glabripennis (Asian longhorned beetle)
Lineage: Eukaryota; Metazoa; Arthropoda; Insecta; Coleoptera; Cerambycidae
Gene: Npc2c
Product: mite group 2 allergen Der f 2
Exons: 4
Coding region: 92-562 (156 amino acids)
Biological process (GO): sterol transport
Molecular function (GO): sterol binding
Source: RefSeq, a predicted model, not a curated record
GCCAUUUAGUAUAAAAGUGGAAAGAACAUUGCAGUUCCUCAUUAUAUUCUUCUAUUUCUAAUAUUAGUAAUCUAAAGCUAAAAGUACGAAAAUGAAGGUCCUCGCAUCUUUGAUUUUGUUGGUUUUGGUAAAUUAUGCCUAUUCGGCUGACACAACAGACGUAGCCUCUUGCCAUGACGUUCUUCUACCAGAAGUAAAAAUAUCUGUUGACGACGUCCUUUGUGAACUAGGACCAUGUGUAGUAAGCCCUGGAGCGAAAAUUUAUGUGGAAGUUUCCUUCGAUACCCCUGUAAAACUGGAAAACGUUAAGCCAAAGAUGACAGCUACAGUAUUGGGUCUUGACGUAGAUUUACCCUUGAACCAAGACAAUGCUUGUGAUGGACUUCUGAACACUGAAUGUCCAGUAGAAGUUGGUGGACACGUGGAUUACGCAUAUACCUAUAGCCUAACUGACGUCUUCCCCGAGGUUACUGCGACAUUGACCAUCAAUCUUCUUGACGAAGACAACGAUAACGCUGAAAUUCUUUGUUUCUCAAUUGAAGUUCAAGUUAAGAAAUCGUAAAGUAGAUAUUGACAGAAAAAAUAUGUAAUGUACGCGUAGAGAUAUAAAUAUAAAACUACUCUUACUUAA